AUGGCAGCGGAAAGCCUCCCUCCGGCGUAUCGGCCAUCGAUUGGCGGAGUCCGUAAGAGACUCGAGGACAGGCCCCCCCGACUAGCAAGGAUAGGUGAGACGGGGCAGAAAGCGCUAGUGGACACUGGUCUGAUAGCAGUGACUGAUAAACGGGGGAGUUCGUACGCGGAACGAACAAGAGAAGGGACAGUGCGUGACGGUGACGGAGUGGAGGUCGAGGAUGAUUGGGGCCCGGAGACCUCGCCGCCUCCGACGGACUACCCGGCUGACGGAGAGGCCUGGGUGGAGGCGAGAACAAAGAGGGCGCGCAAGCGAUUGAGAAAGAAAGAGCAGAAAAAAGCGGCUCUGGACGCGAGUGCUGCAAUGAGGGGCGCGAAAACCUCAAAACGAGAUUCUGUGCCACCGCCCACAGUGGGGGGCACGAACGCCGGAGUGCGACGGACUGGCGCGAGCAAAGGCGCAGCGGGAGUGAGUGCGCGUAGUGGGACACGGAGAGGGCCCGCCUCUGCUGGUGUUGCGACCCGCCCACGUGUGGGGGGCCCGGGAGGCGCAGGGGGGCGACCCCUUCUAGUGAGAGAGAACAAGUUCCGGGCGCCGAGGACGGCCGCGGUCCUCAUAAAAUGUGCGGAGGAUAAGGACAGGUCGGGAGGUGUCACGUAUGCUGAGGUGAUGAAGCUCGCUAGGAGCAAAAUUUCGUUAGACGACCUCAGCAUCGUGAACACGCGAAUAAGAAAGGCGCAGGCGGGAGGCCUUCUGAUAGAGAUUCCGGGAGGCGAAGAAGCUGGGGCCAAGGCGGAGGCCCUAGUAGACAGGAUAAAGGGGGUCCUAGCAGAAACCGAAUAUAAGGAGGUACAAGUGGUGAGACCAGUGCGAAGGGCGGAGCUGAGAUUGAUUGACAUCGACCAGUCCGUCACUACUGAGGAGGUGGCCGAAGCAAUAGCGAGGAACGGUCAAGUGCGGUUAGCGGAUGUUAGGGUCGGUCCCCUCAGGCCUGGGAGGGGAGGCCUGAAUGCAGUGUGGGUGCAAUGCCCCCUAGCCUGCGCUAACAAACUGCUAGGUGACGGACGAGUUAGAGUGGGCUGGACUAUGGCGGGGAUGGUGCCCCUGGCAAAGCGGAGGCUUCAGUGCUUCCGCUGCUUUGCUGUGGGGCACACUCGCGCCAACUGUCUGAGUCAAGUGGAUCGAACUGACUGGUGCUUCCAGUGCGGAGGAAGUGAUGGGCACAGAGCGGCGGGAUGUAGAAAACCCCCAAAGUGUCCGGUGUCGCGACCAUCGCAAGACCUAAUUGCAAGGGUGAGUGAGGAGUUAAGCCUGGGGAUAGUGGCUAUUGCGGAGCCCAGCGGCAUCCCGGACAGUGGCUGCUGGGUAUCCUCCAGUGACGAUCCCCCCUCGGCGGCCAUUACGUGGCAAUGGAGCCGAGCGGCGGUGCCGUGUACGCUGAAAUGGAGGGGCGCGAAAUUCGUGGCGGUGGACUGGGGUGACUUAGUCGUGGUCUCGUGCUACUUCUCCCCCAGACUGAGCGAAACGGAAUUCUUCAGGGGACUGCACGAGCUGGAGAGCAGACUCCUGGGAGUAAGAGGUCAUCCAGUAGUGAUUAUGGGAGACUUCAAUGCGCGCGCCCACGCAUGGGACCCUGGGCGGCCUAACAGGCGAGGAGCUAUCCUUGCGAGCUGGAUGGGGUUAAUGGACCUACAGAUUAUUAAUGAGGGAAGUGAACCAACGUGCGUCCAUCCGCGGGGCGUUUCAUGCGUCGAUAUCACGCUGGCGACUCCUACCGCGGCAAGGAGGAUCUCGGCCUGGAGAGUCGAGGCUGGGCUGGAGUCCCUCUCGGACCACAAAUACAUUGUGAUGGAGGUUGGGACUUCCCUGGUCGGGCCUACUACGGGGAAGACAGCGUUGAGAGCCUUCCCCAGAUGGGCGGUCGGGAAAGCCGACCUAGAUUUAAUGGAGGCAGCAGCGGUCUUCACAGCGUGGACUCACACUCCUGGCAACGGCACCUCGGAAGCUGAGAAGAUAGACCGAGCACUUCAGGAUAUAUCGGACACGGCGAUGCCGAGCAGAGGAGCAGCCAAGAAGCCGACCACCUAUUGGUGGAAUGAGGAGAUAUCAGACUUGCGCCGAAAAUGUAACGCGAGUAGAAGAAGGCUCACGCGAGCGCGAGCGAGGAAUAGGUUACCUCCCGUAGACAUUCAAACUUAUUGGGAUGAGCUGCGGGAGGAUAGACGUAGGUUAAGAGUAGCGAUCAGGCGGUCGAAGGCGAGGCUAUGGGGUGAACUCCUGAACGACCUCGAUAGGGACCCUUGGGGCAUGCCCUACCGACUGGUGCUUAGGAAGUUGCACGUGGGCGGCGCCUCGGUCGUGGAGGUGCUCCCUCCUGAGAUAGUAGAGGAAAUAGUAACGACACUAUUUCCUGCGGACAAUACCCCGCAGGACCCUGGGAUCCCGGUGGAAUGGCACGAAGAUAUGGAGGUUACUCCAGUGGAAGUGCUGGAGGCCGGGACCAGGGUUAAGCUAGGGAAGGCACCGGGUCCGGAUGGGAUAACGGGGCAUGUAGUGAAAAAGACACUAGAAAGCCUUGCCCCUUUGUGGGCAAUGUGCUUUACGGAAUGUCUCAGGAGGGGGCACUUUCCACGGAAGUGGAAAAUGGCGAGGCUUGUAUUGGUCAAGAAGCUGGGCAAGCCAGAUCUUUCCCCGUCCUCAUAUAGGGCACUGUGCUUACUUAGUGAGGCGGGGAAACUGCUAGAAAGGGUGAUUGUGCGAAGGCUCCAGACGUUUCUGGAUGACACAGAGGGAGUGGCGAACGGCCAAUACGGUUUCCGACGACAGCGCUCCACCAUAGACGCGAUAUGGUGCUUGAGAGAACGCGUCGAGCAGGGUACGCGGGACGGGGGUGUCGUGGUCGCGGUGUCCUUGGACAUCGCGAACGCGUUUAACUCCCUCCCGUGGCCCGUUAUUAAAAGAGCUCUAGGGGAGAAGGAUGUUCCGGGGUAUAUCCGGAACAUCCUUCACGAUUAUCUCGCGGAUAGGGGGCUGUCAUAUGUAAAUAGAAGAGACAGGCUGGUGCGGAAGGAUAUGACGUGCGGAGUUCCACAGGGUUCGGUCCUUGGACCGACCCUGUGGAACAUAGGUUACGAUACGGUACUGAGGGCGAAUAUGCCUAUUUGCUGCUCGGUAUUGUGUUACGCGGAUGACACGUUGUUGGUCGCGUGCGCUGCGUCGUUCGACGAGGCACGCAUAAGAGCGGAGAUGGGGGCCACCUUUGUCAUAAGGAUGAUAGAGCGGCUAGGCCUAAAAGUGUCGAUCUCGAAGACGGAGGCGGUGGCCUUUAUGGCCGAGGAUAUCCCGAGGGGUGCAGCUAUUAGGAUUGACCCUGGACUCGCGGUGGGCCUUUCGGGACCACUUCCGCCUGCUCAUGCCUAA
Messenger RNA from Trachymyrmex cornetzi, 3420 nucleotides. RefSeq lists its product as uncharacterized. The coding region runs from base 1 to 3420 and encodes 1139 amino acids. NCBI's taxonomy places the organism in Eukaryota, Metazoa, Arthropoda, Insecta, Hymenoptera, Formicidae. Gene Ontology annotation, molecular function: catalytic activity; nucleic acid binding; zinc ion binding. The record is from RefSeq and is a predicted model, not a curated record. The transcript is spliced from 2 exons.